Rosa rugosa (rugosa rose) is the source of this 393-nucleotide messenger RNA. Its product is annotated as ABC transporter B family member 11-like. Gene Ontology annotation, molecular function: ATP binding; ATP hydrolysis activity; ATPase-coupled transmembrane transporter activity. NCBI's taxonomy places the organism in Eukaryota, Viridiplantae, Streptophyta, Magnoliopsida, Rosales, Rosaceae. The transcript is spliced from 3 exons. The coding region runs from base 1 to 393 and encodes 130 amino acids. The record is from RefSeq and is a predicted model, not a curated record.
AUGGAAGUCCCUGUUAUGAAUCAAUAUAUAGCUGCAGCAGAAUUGGCAAAUGCCCACAAGUUCAUUACUAGUUUACAACAUGGUUAUGAUACAAUAGUGGGCGAGCGAGGGGUUCAACUGUCUGGUGGACAGAAGCAAAGGGUGGCUAUUGCAAGAGCGAUAAUGAAGGCACCAAAGAUAUUACUACUAGAUGAAGCCACUAGUGCUCUUGAUGCUGAAUCCGAACGAGUGGUUCAAGAUGCACUAGAUCGAGUUAUGGUGGAUAGAACCACAGUUGUGGUUGCACAUCGUUUAUCCACGAUUAAGGGUGCAGAUUUAAUAGCAGUGGUGAAAAAUGGAGUAAUUGCAGAGAAAGGAAAGCAUGAAUCUUCAAGUACUCGGCAAACCAUGUAA